Molecule: messenger RNA, 1673 nt
Organism: Etheostoma spectabile (orangethroat darter)
Lineage: Eukaryota; Metazoa; Chordata; Actinopteri; Perciformes; Percidae
Gene: vti1b
Product: vesicle transport through interaction with t-SNAREs 1B
Exons: 6
Coding region: 177-866 (229 amino acids)
Biological process (GO): macroautophagy; Golgi to vacuole transport; retrograde transport, endosome to Golgi
Cellular component (GO): ER to Golgi transport vesicle membrane; late endosome membrane; Golgi apparatus
Molecular function (GO): SNAP receptor activity; SNARE binding
Source: RefSeq, a predicted model, not a curated record
GCACUUGAUCACGAGGUCCACCGUGCGGAAGUCCCGAGGAUCUUAUUAUCGCCAAAGCAAAACUAGUAGAUAAGUAACUUACAGUUUUGACUGUAACUAGUGUUGUUUUUGUUGUUUUUACAACAAUAGACAAAUUAGUUCUUCACGAAUACGCAGCUGGCUACAGUCAAUGCAAAAUGUCGUCGGAGGAAUUCGAGAAGUUGCACGAAAUCUAUAAAUCACUGUACGAGGAGCUCAAGCUAAUGCCAGAGACAGCUCUGAAAAGCCACGGAGAGGACAGGAAGAGGUUGGUGAGGACCUUCGAUGAGAGGCAGGGGGAGGCUGAGGAAGUGUUACAAGGAAUGGAAGAAGAGCUACGUGCUGCCCCUUCCUCUUACAGAAAUGCAAUGAGUACAAAGCUGCGCAUGUACCGCAGGGAUCUGGGCAAGCUGCAGAGGGACAUGAAAAACUCUGCUCCUGGCUUUAGUUCUUCUUCCCAAACAAUGGAAGGAAAUCAUCAUGCCAUCUAUUCAUCACAAAACCAACAAAGUACACACCAGCAGUCCCAGAGAGCUUUGCUACUCCAGGGCACAGACGCUUUGAACAAUGCCACCCAGAGUAUUGAACGAAGUCAGCGCAUUGCCGCGGAGACGGAUCAGAUCGGCACAGAUAUCAUCGAGGAGCUAGGAGAGCAGAGGGAACAGUUGGACCGCACCAGAAACAGAUUGGUGAAUACUGGAGAGAACCUCAGUCGAAGUAGAAAAUUUCUUCGUACCAUGUCACGGCGGCUCGUGACGAACAAGUUGCUGUUAGCUGUCAUCAUUUUAAUGGAGUUGGCCAUUCUAGGUGCUGUGGUUUAUCUCAAGUUCUUCCGAAAACAGUCUUAAGCUCUGGAUCCAGGGCAUACGGACUCUCUACAUCUGUCUCCACUGACUUUCCAGUAGCAAUAAUGCUCCUCUGCUGCAUGCAGCCAACUGUUUCUACGAGAGCACACAAGGACAAUGAGACGAUUCAGUCUUAAAGUGAACAUUUUACUAAGAGAGGAUUCUGUCUAUGGGCAGGUGAAGUUCAUUUGACAGGAAUGAUGUUGAACCUGUUAAUGGACCAAACUUACAGUGAACUCCAUUCACAACACUGUGACUUAAGAUUUGCACUGUUUAGUCAGACUGUUAAUGCCAAUGACGCCCUGCAGGAUGAUUUUCUGGACGUGUGCUGACUGCAACAGACCCCAGAGAUGAUGUAGGAUUUUUUACAUGCCUGAGUACGAUCAACUUACUCCCACAUGUAGAUUCUCUGCUGACUGUACUCGUGAAAUGUUACUGAUCGAUUGGUGCAACAGUUCUGGGAGGUUCAUAAAUCCUCAGGAUUGGUUCUAAAUACAAUUGUAUUGUGCAAUUAUCUUUUUUUUUAAUACUAAACUGUAUUUGAUGAAAUGGCACCAGUUGAAUCUAUUUUUGAUUCGCCGUGAUGCCCAGUAUCUAAAUGGAUGUAAUGACCUCAUGUUUCCAAAUUCUUGAGUUCUGAGACUUAAGGCCAAAUUUGUCAGAUAUGUAAAUGAAAAAUGGAUGCAAACGCUUAAUACAAGCAAUGUUCUCUUUAAUGUUGUCUAAUCACUGUAUAACAAUAUUCCCUGUUAGGGUUCAGUAUUCCCUAUUUGACAGUCUACACCUCAUUAAAGCUUAUCUUUAACCUCA